GAAUAAAAUAAUUAUUUACAGUGUGUUUACUUUUAUUAGAAGUUUAUUUAAUAUUAAUCUUACAAUGUUUAAUCAUUUAUUAUGUCUCACUCAGUCUUACAGAGUCAUUGUUUCUCUUUUUAGCCUCAGUGUGUCAGAAGCUUAGCAACAGGCGAUAAGUAAAUAGUUGUCAUACCUUGAGGAGGGACAAGACCAGACCGACGGCGGAGCGAUUAUUAUUAGACACAGAAUAUUCUGUCAGAAACCCAUUUUUAACUGAAAGUUGCAUUUUUCUCUGUGUGUGUAUUAAUCUGAUUAGCUCCUUGGGAAUGUUGGUGGCGACACUCUGUCUGCGGGAGAAGGACAGUAUACAGUAUAUGUAGAGAGGUGAUUCCUUUGUCUAGUUAGAUCUCUUCUGAGUUCUCCAUCUGUGCAGAUGUGAAAUAAAGCUGUGUUUUGUUCUUUCUCUUUAACAAGGUUUGGACUUUGUUAAUUUUUCUCGCUCCACAAUUUGGCGUCACGAACAGGAUUCUUCCCGGUUCGUCCUUCCGGUGGACAGCCAGGAGAGGGCUGAUCACCAAGACCCUCAUCUCCAUAGCAGGCCUGUCAGAGAGCGAGGGCUUUUCUGGAACUCCACCGGAUGGAUCGAUCGAGACAGAAUCCGACAACCUGGUCUGGGGGAGAACAAACCAGCAGUGUUUAAGGUAAAAAGGCUGUUUUCAAAUAUAUGUAAGAAAUUUAGAGGGUUUUAGGCUUAAAACACCUCAGAGUUAGAUUUUCCUGGGCGUAGGAAAUCUAAAGUCUAAAGUAAAAGGUUUUUUGAAGGAUUCUCCUGGGCGUAGGAAAUCCAAAACAGUAUUCAGAGUCUAGGCUUAACUCUGAAGGAAUUUUAGUAGGUUAUUUUAGGCUUAAAAUAACUGAGGAUUUUUGUAGAUUGUUCUAGGCUUAGACAAUCUAUAAAAAGGUUUUCCUGAUUUAGAAAAAUCAGAGGGUGAUCACAAAGGUUUUACUGGUUUAGAAAAAUCAGAGGGUGAUCACAAAGGUUUUACUGGUUUAGAAAAAUCAGAGGAUAAAUAAUAAAAUAAAUAAAUAAAAAAAAAAAAAAAAAAAAAAAAGAGGGGAAAAUGGGAGGAACUUUUAAUAAAGGUCAAAAUACUGAAGAAUACGUUCCAUGUGGCCCAGAAAUAGAUCAUAUGGUUAGAAGUCAUGGUAGAGUUUGUUGUCAACAUGUUCCACAGUGGCACACAGAGUUUGGUUUUCCUAAGAAUGGCAGCUUACAGGUAGACCACAUCAGAGACUUAGAGCAGAAACUCUUAGCACAACGUGCCAAACUGAUGCAACACACAAAGAUUUCAAAGGCACACCUGCAAGCAUUACAAUCACACGAAGAAGCAUUCAAUCUCUGGAAAAGAGAAGCCUUUUGCAGGGAUCAAAAACACCAGAGUAAACUACAGAUGGUUCAGAAAUUUGCACACAAGGGGAAUGAAAAAUAUAAGACUAAAAAAGAACAGGAAAAAUCUAAUAAAACAAAAUGUGUUUCUUCUCACGCAUGUACAUCACUGGCUGUACCUGGCUUGAGUCCAACGGCACCAACUGACCCUUCAGCAAACCCAUCUGUGGCUCCACUCUACCCAGCACUCCAAGUCCUUGGAACUCCACCACCGUACCGUCCAAAGACUGAUGGUCCAGGACCGAAGAAUCCAUUCUGGGAUCCCUCGGACGACUCCCUGCCUCUGGCUAUCCUCCACCAAUCAAAGACUGAGCAGAAACCCCAUCCUGUUGACCUUGAGCAACAACAGGACCAGGACAGAGUUCCCUCACGAGGCAUGAAAGGCCCGCCUCCACGACCCCCUACAACUGAACAUGGUCGUCACCUUCGCUCCAAAGACCAACCCCUGACCCCACCAUCACCUGGCAUCUCUGGAAACCGGUACAGAGGACAGAAGGUUGAAACCUAUCCCAUGGUUGAAGUCCCUGGCCUCAAAGGCCCUGACCUUCUCUACAGAGCUUGGGGACCAGAUGACCUCAUUGCUGUAGCUAAACAGCACCUUCCCCCUAUUGAGAAAGGAGGCAGAGCCAUCGCUGAAGCCCUAGAGUAUCUCAGCAAAACCAUGAGACCAACGACCUAUGAACUUAAGACUGUUUUGCUCCAUGUUUAUGGUCCAACUGUGGUCUCCAAACUUGGUCCAGUCUUUUCACAAGAUCUCCGUCUAAGAGGAAUGGAUAACCCUGACGGAACCGACAAUCCACUCAAUGCUGACUACAACAAGGCUCUACGAAAAAUAGGUGAAGCCUUCAUAGAGCAGUUUCCAGUCCGCCCCUGCUACAAUGUCAUCUCAGCCUGCAUCCAAGGUCCAAUUGAAGGUUCAAAUGACUUUUACAGACGCCUGUUUGACAUUUUCUCAGCUCACUCUGGUCUAGAAGUCCCCAAAAAUGACUGGAUGGGUAAUGAUCCGGCUGGUCCCUUUGAACUGCUUCUCUGUCAAAAGUUCCUGGAAGGACUGAGGCUUGACAUCAGAGAUGGAAUCAAAAUGUCCUACAUUGGAUGGGACAUCACACCAAGAAUUAAAGAACUUCUGCUUCAUGCCCAACACAAUGAGAAACUCUGCAACGAUCGCCAGAAGAAGAACAAAGACCGCAAAGAAAAGCGCAUGGAAGAUGCUCAGCUCACCCUGAUUCAACACAUCACUGCUCAGAACUCCAACCACCGCCCACCUGCAGUUGAUCAAUAUGGAGGUCCCUCACAAGAUCCAUGUUUCAAUUGUGGCCAGAUUGGACAUUGGGCUCGAGAAUGCCCUCAGAAAAAGCGAGACAGAAGCAGAGGCAGAGGUUUCCACCACCAUCAAGGACGUCCAAACCCACGUGGCGGCUUUGGCCCACGCGGCCGAGGGUUCCUAACUCGGGGUGGUUUCAACAAUCAAAGAGGACAUUAUUCCACCUGA
This is a messenger RNA of Xiphophorus hellerii (green swordtail), 2921 nucleotides long. RefSeq lists its product as uncharacterized. Gene Ontology annotation, molecular function: zinc ion binding; nucleic acid binding. NCBI's taxonomy places the organism in Eukaryota, Metazoa, Chordata, Actinopteri, Cyprinodontiformes, Poeciliidae. Bases 1104 to 2921 code for a protein of 605 amino acids. The record is from RefSeq and is a predicted model, not a curated record. The transcript is spliced from 2 exons.